Messenger RNA from Tetrahymena thermophila SB210, 897 nucleotides. Its product is annotated as cytochrome C oxidase assembly protein COX11. NCBI's taxonomy places the organism in Eukaryota, Ciliophora, Oligohymenophorea, Hymenostomatida, Tetrahymenidae. The transcript has 3 exons. Gene Ontology annotation, cellular component: mitochondrial inner membrane. The record is from RefSeq and is a predicted model, not a curated record. Gene Ontology annotation, molecular function: copper ion binding.
AUGAACGUCUUCAAAGCUUUUAUCGCUGUACCUAUAAAUAAUAUCUAAAAAAAUGGUUUUCGUAGCUUAAGCAAAAAUUAACAGCUAUUCAACUUUAGUAAAUUCUACAAAAAACCUUCAAAACCUUGGAAUGACUCUACCUAAUUCAGAGAUGAAAGAAAACUGCAUACUUACUACAAUUUUGGUCUUUAUGCCUUCGUUUUUGGAUUGUGUUAUGCAAUGGUUCCCUUUUAUAAGUUAUUUUGUGAACACGUAGGUUUAUCAGGAAAUUUUGAACAAAAGGAUUACUCUAUGAAAGAUAAAUAGUUACAUAUCCAUAAGAAAUACAGAGUUGUGUUUAAAGCUGAAUCUGAUCCAGAAGUAGACUGGGAAUUCGAGCCAGUUUAAGAUGAAGUUAUUGUAAGUGCAGGUGAAACUGCUCUCGUCUUCUAUAGAGCUCACAAUAAAGAACCUGAUCCAGUUAUUGGAUUUGCUACUUACAAUAUCUUUCCAGAAGAUGCUUCUCUUUACUUUAGUAAAAUCUAGUGCUUUUGCUUUAAUCAAUAAUUGUUGAAUCCUCGUGAGGAACUUCAACUACCUAUUUACUUCUAUUUAGAGCCUGAAAUAGCUGAUGAUCCCUUAUUGUUACAUACAUAAGAAAUUAGAGUCUUAUACAGAUUCAUUAAGUGUAAGAAACAAGAUAUGCUUAAAUUCGUUGAAGAAGAGAAGAAGAGGAUAGAAGAAAAUAAGAAAGUUCUUGAACAAAUGAGAGUCAUAAAGCAAUAAAAAGAGAAGGAAUUAUAAAAGCAAAAAGAAGUUGAAAAUAGAAUUAGUGUUGUUAUGGAAAAUAAAUCUAUGAGAAGAUAAGCAGAGGAGUUAAUUAGAACGGACGAUUAAUAACCAGCACUAGCUAAGUGA